CAUUGUAUAUAAGUGCAUAUAUAUUGCUAUUGCGUGAUACUUGAUUCAAUAAUUUCAUUCAUUUAUACGUGUGAAUGAAUAUUUGUUUUAUUCAUUAGAGAUAGGAAAAUUAUAAAAAUGGUGAUUGCUAUCGGAUUCGAAGGUAGCGCAAAUAAACUGGGCGUAGGAAUAAUUCGCGAUCAACAAGUAUUGUCAAAUGUGCGACAUACCUAUGUUACUCCACCGGGAGAAGGUUUCUUACCUCGAGAAACGGCGCAACAUCAUAGAAAACAUAUAUUAGAUGUUUUGCAAAAGGCCUUAGAUGAAGCAAAGAUUAGCAUGAAGGAUGUAGAUGUUGUUUGUUACACAAAAGGACCAGGAAUGGGAGCGCCAUUGACAGUUGCUGCUUUAGUAGCUAGGACUGUUGCCCAGUUAUAUAAUAAACCUAUAGUCGCAGUCAAUCAUUGUAUUGGUCAUAUUGAGAUGGGACGUUUGAUUACUGGAAGUGAAAAUCCUACUGUUUUGUAUGUUUCUGGCGGAAACACUCAAAUUAUUGCAUAUUCUCGACAAAGAUAUCGUAUUUUUGGGGAGACAAUCGAUAUAGCAGUAGGAAAUUGUUUGGACAGGUUCGCGAGGUUAUUAAAACUCUCAAAUGAUCCCAGUCCUGGAUAUAACAUUGAACAGUUAGCAAAAAAGGGUAAGAAACUGGCACCACUACCAUAUGUUGUGAAAGGGAUGGAUGUAUCGUUCUCUGGUAUCUUAAGCCAUAUAGAAGAACAUUUAUCCAAAUGGCUCGAUACAAAGGAAUUUACUCCUGAAGAUUUAUGCUUUUCCUUGCAAGAAACCGUGUUUGCCAUGCUUAUUGAAAUUACAGAGCGCGCGAUGGCGCACGUGAGAUCGAACGAAGUGUUGAUCGUGGGUGGCGUGGGAUGCAAUGAAAGACUGCAGGAAAUGAUGAGUGUCAUGUGUAAAGAAAGAAAUGCAACUCUUUACGCGACGGAUGAGCGAUUUUGCAUAGACAACGGCGUUAUGAUCGCAGUCGCUGGAUUGCUCCAAUACAAGUGCGAGGGAGGUACUCCUUGGACACAAACUACUUGCGUUCAGAGAUACCGAACGGACGACGUUCAUGUUUCCUGGAGAGAAUAAAAUAAUAUUUUCAAAUUAUGAUACGGCAGAGUCUGUCGACCGAGUCGACGGAAGGGGCUGGACCGAUUUACGGAUGAAGCUGAAGAGGGACACCGUGGACGAGGAGGAGGAGGACGAAGAAGAAGAAGAAGAAAGAAGAAGAAAACGAGAGAGACACCGCUUGUCUUCGGCGAACAGACAGGCGAACGGAAG
Molecule: messenger RNA, 1317 nt
Organism: Camponotus floridanus (Florida carpenter ant)
Lineage: Eukaryota; Metazoa; Arthropoda; Insecta; Hymenoptera; Formicidae
Gene: Tcs3
Product: probable tRNA N6-adenosine threonylcarbamoyltransferase
Exons: 5
Coding region: 118-1125 (335 amino acids)
Biological process (GO): tRNA threonylcarbamoyladenosine modification
Cellular component (GO): EKC/KEOPS complex; cytoplasm
Source: RefSeq, a predicted model, not a curated record